CUUCACUUUCACUUCCAGAAGCGGCACACUCCCCAGACUGGCAUGGCUGGAAGGUCUCCAGCGCUGGGAACAGCUAUAUUUUAAUUCGCCCCGCCCACUGUCUUGAUGGAUUCUUUUUCUCCUCCUCCAGGGACUUUCCUCACUUCCUUCUGUAAACGAAGGAAGAAGCACAUGAGCACACUGUAUAUAAAUAUGCUUGGGAAAGCUUUCUUCUUCUUCUUCUUCUUCUUCUUCUUCUUCUUCUUUUUUUUCUUAAACCAGACUUGGUUUCUGUUGUAGGCGGUGCAUUCCCUAGCCAGGCGGGGCCCAGUGUGUUGUGGAAGGGGGAGGGGAGAGGCCAGGGGGUGGAGUAGGCAGUGAUUAAUGCACCCACUGUGAGAGCCUGUCUUCUAUUUAAUGGGGGGGUCUCUCUGCCCAGGGGGAGUCAGAGCUGUCUCCAGGACCAGCGGGAGCAUGGCAGAGAAUCUGGGGCUGGGCUUCAGGGAAACAGCCAGCGUGGAAAUGCUGCCCGAGGAAGGCAGCUGCACCCCCAAGGCCAGAGCCAGGUUAGCAGCCAAGAGCAGAGCACGCUGGACUCUCACUUGCUGCCUGCUGUCGCUCCCCAUCCUGGCAGGACUCACCACCUACCUGCUUGUGGGCCAGCUCCGGGCCAGAGGAGACGCCUGUGUGUUCCAGACUCCAAAAGGGCGAGAGUUUGGACCUUCACAUCAGCGAGCUUAUACAUCUCCCGGAGCUGGUGGGGAUAAGCCAAGGGCACACCUGACAGUUGUGAGACAAACUCCCACACAGCCCUUGAAAAAUCAGUUCCCGGCUCUGCAUUGGGAACAUGAACUUGGCUUGGCCUUCAUCAAGAACCGGAUGAACUAUACAAAUAAAUUCCUGGUGAUCCCAGAGUCUGGAGACUACUUUGUUUACUCCCAGGUCACAUUCCGAGGGACCACAUCUGAGUGUGGUGAAAUCCGUCAAGGGAGCCGACUGAACAAGCCAGACUCCAUCAUCGUAGUAAUCACCAAGGUAACAGACAGCUACCCAGAGCCAACCCAGCUCCUAAUGGGGACCAAGUCAGUGUGUGAAGUAGGCAGCAACUGGUUCCAGCCCAUCUACCUAGGGGCCAUGUUCUCCCUACAGGAAGGGGACAAGCUGAUGGUGAACGUCAGUGACAUCUCUUUGGUGGAUUACACAAAAGAAGAUAAAACUUUCUUUGGAGCCUUCUUACUAUAGGGGCAAGGCGGACAUCCUUGGGUGAAGGUCCUCUGCCUCCUAGUUCCUAAUUUUCCUCCCUUAUAUGUAAUUAUAACAAGGGGUUUUUUGGAGCAUUCCACAGAAACAGUGGUUUAACUAUGAAAUCUGAAGCCCGAAAUUUCAUACUUUAUAUGCCUAACUGAUGAAAAUCUUAACCAGAAAAAGGCAGAAUAGAACAGACAUGUGAUCUUGGUUGCUUGGAAAAGUGGUGAGUUUCUCAACAUUGGAACACCGAUCACCAAAUGAAUGGAGAUCUACUCAGAACAUUUCCACUCCUUCAUACUACACAUUUGUCCCCAGUGGGUCCGAUGAUUGUGCAAUAUGAUUAUGAAAUAUUUGCUUCAAUUCAGUUCAGGAACCAUGAACAAAAUCCAAAGCCCUAGAAAACAUAAAUCCUAGAAGCAAAAUCCUUCAACGGUUUCCCCAAAUAUAUACUUUAAUGCCUUAUCUAAAAAAAAAAAAAUGAAAAAGUUUGGUAUUUCUCAUGAACGUUCUCAAAAAAAAAACCAAAAAAACCCACACAACUGUUUUCGUGCCAUCUAUGGCAAAUGAGAAAAGCAACCUCUCCUUUUUUUAUGUACAUGGGCAUCAAACAAGCAAAUAUGAGUUUCAAAUGCAUAUCAAAUACACAACAAUAGCAUUUAUUUAGCACAGUUUUCUUGAGCACCUUUCAUGUUCUGGGCACUCCCUUGACCCAGAAGAUACUAUGAAGAACAAGACAGACUCUACUCAAAACUUGAAUGAUACCAGUACACAGCUCUUGGUCAAAUACCACUCAACAUACUCCAAGGAGUAAUUCCAAGGCCUGACACUGGUACAUAAAGUUUCUGGAGCUCUCCUGACUAUGUAAGAUAUCCAGCUGAUUAGGUCGCUUGGGAAACUUGAAGACAGAUUUCUCACCAACUAGACCAACUAUGCAACAAGUGUGAUGGACACCAAGAGACAGUAGACUUAUUCUCUGGGUCUCAAAAUCCCGAUCACCAAAUCUAGACAAGUUCACUUAGAUCUGCUUUGAGGUUUGAUUCACAAUUUGAUAGGUGGAGUGUUAUAUGGUGUUUUUCUCUUUGAAUAUUCAAGGGAUUUAAAUAUGGUAAAUCAUAAUCAGCUAAUCAGCCCAGCCCAGGCUGGAGGAGGAGGGUGGACAUUAAGAAAGUCCCUCCUGCACCACAGUGAGCUCCUACCCUCAAAUCUGUAGGAUUUUCCUGCACUAAUAUGCCAAGAGUAGGAGAGACCUUUCUGCUCUCUUAGCCUCAAUCAACUUGUCUGUUAAGCAGGCAUCUACCAGUUUGUCUCCCAUGAUCAGAUGAGCUCGUGGGGAUGAAACACACGAACAGCGAUCAUUCUGUGAAGUCUGAGUAUGACACAGGGAGCCACAUCCAGCACCUUGGCUCCUGGAAUAAAUGCUGCCUAUUGUAAGAGACCUCAUGAAUGGGUAUAAAAGCAAACUUGGCACCAAAAUCACUCUUACCCUUGUUGCCAGGAAACUACAGAGACACCAAGGUGUGUGAUGGGGUUUCUAAGCAGGAUGAUUGGUGUAACAGUACUUGAUCAAUAUUGGUCAAGUUAUAAUUAAAUAAACAUUGAUUUCUGGUUUCUCAGUUGGGAGACUGAGUCUCUAAAGGCUUCAGUUUCCCACAACUGCCAGCACAGAACCCAAGGCAGCAGAGGGAAGGGUGUGGUCAUCUCCACCUGAUUCAAAAAAGACUUCAUAAAGGAAGUGAAGCCUGAACCAGUCUUAAAAGAGAGUGGGCGGGGACAACAGAUGGCCUCAGGGAAAGGGCAUCUCAGAUGGAGGAAUUACCCUUUACUUAAAGCAGAAAGGAAAGGUUUCUCAGUAACUACAAAACCAGCUUGAUAAGACAAAGCUCCUUCAACCUACUCCUAGAACAAUGUUAGCUGGCAGAUUGGGAUAACGAUAUCAAUAAUUCUAGUCUGGCUCCAGGAUCAGAACUCACACCCCAUGGAGAAAAUAAAAUGCCCUGUCUACAUUUGCAUGAGUGCCCAAGCAAUGUGGGGUGCAGGAGAGGAUUUGCAUGGAAAAGGCCAGAAUGGCCAGCUCACCUUCUUCUUCACUAAAAAGAACCCUUGUUACCCAGGCUCUUCAGACCUGCCCACAGCACCUUAGGGGAUCUGGUGGAUGUGGAAAUUCAUCCAUGAAAUAGAAGUUUCCUACUAUUCAAAAAGACUUGACCACUUUGGAUCAAAAUCCCUGCCACGUAUCUAUUUUUGCGCCUGUCAUAAGCUUGUUUGUCGAAGAGUGUACCAUGCUGAUGUUUUCACUGCUGAAUUUGUUAAAUCCCUGUAUUUCGUACCGUUCAGAAAGGCCCAGCCGACCAUUUCUAGGCGCAAGAAUGAGGCGAGAGAAUGCAUAAGAACAUGUGAUGGUCUCCUAAAAAGGGUAAAUGCGAUGCAUUCAGAAAUUUGCAAGGGAAGAAGGAACAUGCUUACGUGCUUUAGAAAAUAGUUAAUUUAGGAGGAAAAUGCUUUGCUGGUUCAAUGUGUCUCAAAAGGCUGAAUUCAAAUCAAUUCCACAUUUACUGAGUGCCUACUCGCCCUGGGGACACAAAGAGAAAUUAUUUUAGUCCCAGACGUGUUCAUUCUAACUGCUCAGCACCUCCAUUGUCUUUCAUUUAUAUUGGCAGUAUUAGCUAAUUAAUUAGCUAACUUUAGGCACGUGGAUAUUUUCUCAUUAGGAAAAUGGGUGCCAUCUGAUGAAGGAUGAUUAUUAACAAAAUGAUUUGUGUUUACACUAAGUGUUUGUUUUUUAAUAGCUUCUCAAAGAGAGUUUUCUGUUAAUAAAAGGGAACACAAUGAAGAUACCAUUUCCUCUGGUAGAAUCCAUCAUUUAGGCCACAAAUGGAGAGAGGUUAUCAUCUGCCACGCUUGAGUUUGGCCAUCAACACCUUUGAAAAUAUUAGAACUUAUGGAUGAGGCAGAGGUGCUUUGAAAAGCCUGUAUGCUUCAGAAAAUAUAAGAUCUAUGCUGAGAAUGCGCAGGAUCCCUAGCAUUUUGACCCUAGCAUGGGUUAGAUCUAUUUAGCAGAACGGCAUUGCUUAAGCUACUAAAAUUCCUAAGUGUUUUGACUAAGGUACAGUAGGACUUCCACAUCCUGAAAAGUGUCUGGUUCAGUUCAAUAACAGCGCAUACCAGGGCCCUUGGCUCCAUUUCAAUUUAAGCUACGUCAACCCCAGAGGAAGUUCCACCUCCAUGCUCGUCAGUAACCCCUCUGGAUCAUAAAAGAUUGACUAGCUCAGUGUGCACGAGGCGUGUCCUUUGCCAAUAUUCUCUUGCAGGGUAUUUUCCCCAGUCCUUUCCCAAUCAUGUUCCCAUGAUUGCGACACUGGGGAUUAAUUCUUCAGGACAGGAUUAUUUGUUAUACUCUGCACCUUGCAAAACACAUGCAGUAGUUUCCUGCCUCAAGAUGCCUUGCUCUCCUAGGGCUUAGAGUCCUGAAAUUGUUUUGCCAUGUGUAGCAGAAUUUAUUUGUUUAAGCGUGUGCCACUAUCCUGGAUAUUAACAGCUAUUGCAUCAUUUUGGCAGCUGAUCCUGGGGAGGAUUCAGUGGACUGACUGUUAAAUCCUGAAUCCUUUUGCUCUAAUGGUGAAAGAGAGUGAGGAUCAGAGCAGUCACAUCUCUGUCGUGCCCCACGCUGAGAACCAUAUUUAGAGCUACCCAAGCUCUGAGAUGAAUUUGCCCCCCACCCCUUCCCUCGCCCCAUUUUAAGAAGAAAAUAUCAUACCAGCCCAGACAGAAGUUACUUGUUCAGGGUCACACAAUGAGUUCAUGGCAGAUCUAGAGCUAGGUACUGUCUUCCUGAAUCAUAAUCCUGGGCUCAUCCAGUUACCCUCUGCUCUUAGCAGACAGUGUUUUAAUAACUGGAAGAGAAACUGUUGGAAGACGGGAGAAGUGUUACCAAAUAACCAUGGGUGAGGUGGGGGGCUUCUUCCAUGUCUCCUUAGAGGAAAGAGCUAGGGCUAAGAAGUUGCAGUUUACAGGGUCAUCAUUUCUGGCUGGAUACCCAAAGAAACUUUCUACCCUAAAAAUAGAAUGGCCCCAAAGAGUGAUUUCUCAGGCCCUGGAUACAUUCAAGCAAGGGGCUUAUCUCAAGGGUUUUGUAGAAGCCUUUCCAUCAUUGAGGUGGGAGGAAGGAUGGAACCAAAGGAUGGAACCAAAGGAUGUCUCAGGUCUUUUCCGAAUCUAUGAUUAUGUGGCCCUUUGUAUUUUUUUUGAACGUGGCCAUUUUUAAACUGACUUCUGUGUGUUCUAUUGGAUCCUUAAGAACCUGACAAGCCAUGUCAAGAGUUCAGCGGCUCCCAGCCUACAACUGGCUGCAAUUUCCCACUUGUUCAGAGAGUGCCCAACACCAAGUGACUGUUUGAUCUUGACCAAUAGAGAAUGCCAUGGAAUUGUAGAGCCAAGGGAAUCUGCACAGUUUAUCUACUCCAAGUUACAUCAUUUUAAUAAUGAAGAAAUCCAGGCUCAGGAAGGUGACAUAAAUGGCCCAAUGUCAGACGGUAACUGGUAGCAGUGCUGAGCUAGAAGUCAUAGCUCCUGACACCCAGCCCACAGCCUUUUCAUUUCAUCCAUGAAUCAGUUGUGUUGUGUUUUGUUUUGUUUUGCUUUGCUUUGUUUUGUUUUGAGCAGUCGUCACUUGACAGUACUCAUCUAAAUACUGGAGAGCAAGGCAAGAGAGAACAUGACAGGCAAGUCCCACUCACCUGUCGCAAGCCUUCAGGAGGAAGGAGAAACACGAUGUGGGGCCAAUAAAGCACCUGACCUUAAUCAAAUGACUUUAUUCCCAAAGUCAUUGAAACAUGUAACUUCCCCCACUUUUGUUCCAGGGGUAUACAGAUUGAACCGAUGUAGGUAUUUAUGUGGUUUUACUGAUAAACCCCAUGCACUUUCACUGACUUUAUGUUUUAUGUUAAAACGUCACAAUCCCAAGGUAAAGUGCAUAUUGUAUGUUGUUGGACACGUACUUAACUAGUAAGCAUCUUGUGUCUCCAGGCACUACUGUGCAAAUUCUAAUCACUGUGAAUGAUGUGUUCUAUGUGUUAAUGUAUUUAAUAGAUGUAACUUAAUAAAUUGGCAUUGAAAGCUGUGGAAUGUUAAUAAUUAGAUCAAUCCUUUUGUUAACCUGUUCGUUUAAUUCUCUUGCUAGAUUAAGAUCUAAGGAUAACCUCUUGAGAUCUUUAAAAUUCAUCUAGUGCUCUGUGUACUUGAAUGCAAAAUGGCCACUGAUUUUUU
Messenger RNA from Panthera uncia (snow leopard), 6489 nucleotides. RefSeq names its product TNF superfamily member 15 (gene TNFSF15). The record is from RefSeq and is a predicted model, not a curated record. NCBI's taxonomy places the organism in Eukaryota, Metazoa, Chordata, Mammalia, Carnivora, Felidae. Gene Ontology annotation, biological process: immune response. Gene Ontology annotation, cellular component: membrane. The transcript is spliced from 4 exons. Bases 397 to 1221 code for a protein of 274 amino acids. Gene Ontology annotation, molecular function: tumor necrosis factor receptor binding.